CCGCCGCCGCCGCCGCCGCCGCCGCCGCCGCCACCGCCGCCCGGAUCAGCCAUGGCCCGAAGACGCCGCGCGAAAAAGGCCCAGGCCGACCCCUCCGAUGGGGCCCUGCCUCCCGGGGCCGCCACGCCGAGGGCGACCGUGGUCGUCACCCCGCCCCGGGACCUUGUCAUUCGGUACGUCUGCCCGCGCGGCCUGCUCGCCUGCCAGCUGGCCCCCGGCACCCGACUCACCGCUUCGGCCCGCCCCCCGGCCGCGGGCCGCCAGGUACCACCUGCGCUACACCGGGCCCAUGGUGCUGCUGGCCCUCCUGUUCGCCGGGCUCCUGGCCGGCCAGGUGCUCCUCUACCAGAGGCGCCCGCUCAUGCCGCUGACCGCCGCCCCGGCCAUCCCGCAGCAUGGCAUCCUGCCAUACAGCUCGCCGGACCAGGCCAACAAGGGCAUCAUCGUGGACGGCGUCCACCGGGCCUGGUGGCUGGAGUUCGGCGCGCCGGCCAACAGCACCGUCUCCGGCGAUGCGGCCUUCCGCGUGCCGGCGCUCGCGUCCAACGAGCACUUCGCCGAGAGUGUCUGGCUCCCGGCCCGGGCCAAUGUGACCGUCGUCAUGGCGCUCGCCCCGGACUCGGGAUCGGGGGCCGGCGCCGAUGGGGCCGGUGCCCCGGGCGCCAGCAGCUCCCCGGGCCGCGGCCCUCCCUCCGGCCGGGCUUCCGAAGCCCCGGCCUGCCCGGUGAAUCUCUUCCUGAUCCCCGGGCGCCAGGCCUACCGGGACUGGCGCCAGGGGCUGGCAUGGCCGGAUGCGGCGCUCCUGCUGCCGCUGGCCGCCAGCCCGACGGUGCACAGCCUGACCCAUGUGCCCGGCGCCGGGGAUUACUUCACCUUCGUGGCCCAUGUGGACCCGUGGGCCGUGGCCGGGCUGCCCUGCCGGCUCUCGGCCUCCCUUCACAUUCAGCUCUCCUGGACCGGCGACCAUCCGCGCCUGGCGCCGGAGCGCAUGCUCACCCCGGGGCUGACCUACAGGCUGCCACGCUGCCAGCUGUUUCUCCAGUCGGCCGGGCCGCACGCCGACCCGGCCGUUCGCCUGGUCGGGUCCAAGACCCUGGUCGUCUGCCUGGGCCUGCUGUGCGCCCUGCUGACCCUGGGCACUGUGGUGGCCUGCUGUGUGAUGGCCAAGCGCCGGAAGCCGGCCCUUCAGCGGGCCUUCCGCCAGGAGGUCAUCGAUCUGGAGCUGGCCCGGAUGGAGGCCCGGCCGCCGGUCGCCCACCUGCCCCUGCCGGAGCCGACUUCCCGGGCCUUCACCGGGCGCCUGAAGGUGCCCCGCCAUGAUGAGCAGCACCGGCUCCUGGAGCACCUGCCCCGGCAUUUCGACUUCCUCCGCCAGUGCCUCGGCCUGGUCACGGUUUGCAAGCAGGACUUCCGACGGCUCGUCGACACGGUGGCCAGCUUCCCACCGCCGCGAGACGCCUGCGUGGACUUCUUCAACUCGCGGGAAUACAGCCAAACCAGCAUCAUCCACACGCGCAUCGUCUGCCAGCUGAACCACCUGGCCCCGCUGCUGCGGGCCGUCCUGGUGCAGAAUAACCUCACCCCGGAGCGGGCGCGCGACCCGCUGCGGCUGUAUCUGUUCGACGACCUGCCGGAGCUGCGGCAUCGUGUGUUUGAGCUUUCCCUGCGGUUUGCCCUCUUCGAGCAGCUGCGCGCCGGCAAGCUCAUCAGCACGUCGUCCGAUGGCGAUUUCGCCUUCUGGAAGGCCGGGGCCCUGGGCCCGGACAAACUCCAGGAGCUGCACACGUGCGUCGGGCGGCUGACCGACUCGCCGCUGGAUUGGGACGCCGCCAUGGGGGCCAUUUUCUCGGACACCUUGCGGCCCCCGGCCCACAACGCCGACGACCAGCAGACCGUGUACCUGCACCCGGGGCAGCUGGGCAUCCCCUCGGGCCCCGGGGCAAUGACCCCGGUGGCCGUCCGGCUGCCGCCUCGACCUGCCGAGCCGCCCCCCCAGCCCGGAGCCCAGUCCUCCAAGGAGGCCAGCUUCUUCGGCCGCGGGAAUGUCGUCAGCCCGGCCCUGGUUACCGAGCAGCCGGUGCCGGAAUUCGCGCCGCCCUCCUACUACGAGACCACCUCCACGUCCUGGACGCCGCUCUUCAGUGACUUCUUGCCGACCGGCCGGCGCGAGCACACCUACUUCCCGCUGGCCGACCCGCUGGUGGAGCACCCCUCGGCCCCGGCAGCGCCAAGCCGGCGGCGCUUCGGGCGGACGCGCUACGCGCGGCUCUUCGACCUGCCGGACUACCCGUACGCCGAGGAUCACCACCACCAUGACUCCGGCCGCCACUUCGGCGGCGACCCCCACUCGGGCAUGGAUGAUGAUGAUGAUGACGGCGACAUGGACGACUGAGAUGCAUGCGCACAUGCAGCCAUCCCCAAUGCAUCUGCCUGUGGCGAUCGUGGUGUCGA
Molecule: messenger RNA, 2451 nt
Organism: Fonticula alba
Lineage: Eukaryota; Rotosphaerida; Fonticulaceae
Exons: 3
Coding region: 98-2392 (764 amino acids)
Source: RefSeq, a predicted model, not a curated record